Messenger RNA from Gopherus flavomarginatus (Mexican gopher tortoise), 1014 nucleotides. RefSeq names its product olfactory receptor 14I1-like. Bases 1 to 1014 code for a protein of 337 amino acids. Lineage: Eukaryota; Metazoa; Chordata; Testudines; Testudinidae. The record is from RefSeq and is a predicted model, not a curated record. Gene Ontology annotation, biological process: G protein-coupled receptor signaling pathway. The transcript has a single exon. Gene Ontology annotation, molecular function: olfactory receptor activity; G protein-coupled receptor activity. Gene Ontology annotation, cellular component: membrane.
AUGUCCAACCAAAUCACCGUGACCGAGUUCCUUCUCUUGGGAUUCUCUGACAUUCGGGAGCUGCAGAUUUUGCAUUUCAUGGUGUUUCUAGGGAUUUACCUGGUAGCCCUGACUGGGAAUCUUCUCAUCAUCAAAGCCAUAGCCCUCGACCACCAUCUUCACACCCCCAUGUAUUUCUUCCUGAUGAAUCUGUCCAUCCUAGAUCUUGGCUGCAUCUCCAUUGUUGACCCCAAGUCCAUGGCCAAUUCCCUCAUGAACACCAAGGUCAUUUCAUAUCAUGGAUGCAUCAUCCAAGUCUUUUUCUUCCUUUUCUUCACUACAGCUGAGCCUCUGUUACUAAUCAUCAUGGCGUACGACUGGUACAUUGCCAUCUGCCAACCACUGCACUACAAGUCAAUGAUAAACAGGAGAGCUUGUGUCCAAAUGGCAGCCAGUAUCUGGAUCAGUGGUGUUCUCAAUUCUGCACUGCACACUGGGAACACGUUUGCAAUAAUCUUCUGGGCAGACAAUGAGAUGGAGCAGUUCUUCUGUGAAACUCUCCUGCUCCUCAAGCUUGCCUCCUAUGACUCAUAUCUCAGAGAAACUGGGGCUAUUGCCUUUAGUAUGUACUUUGCCUUAAACUACUUUUUUAAAUAUAUAUAUAAAAUUCUGUCUUAUAUUCUGAUUCUCAAAACAGUGCUGAGAAUUCCCUUUGAGCAGGGCCAGCAUAAAAUCUUCUCCACCUGCAUCCUUGACCUCAUUGUGGUCUCCGUGUUUCUUUGCACUGCUAGUUUUACCUAUAUUAAACCCACCUUCAGCUCAGUCUCAGCUCUGAAUCUCAUUGUGGCUGUUUUGUAUUCCGUGGUGCCUCCCAUGAUGAAUCCGAUCAUUUAUAGCAUGAGGAACAAGGAUAUCAAAGCUGCCUUAUGGAAAAUGAUUGGGUCAAGGCAAUUCUCCAAAAAAAUAAAAUGGCCAUCUUACUCCUAUGACCAUCUUCUCAUUCUGUGUUUCUUUAUAAAUAUAAUCAACUUUUGA